Molecule: messenger RNA, 1506 nt
Organism: Suillus fuscotomentosus
Lineage: Eukaryota; Fungi; Basidiomycota; Agaricomycetes; Boletales; Suillaceae
Product: allantoicase
Exons: 8
Coding region: 88-1239 (383 amino acids)
Biological process (GO): allantoin catabolic process
Molecular function (GO): allantoicase activity
Source: RefSeq, a predicted model, not a curated record
CAACAACCCUACAUUUCUACAUGCAGUGGCGGUUGUUUUCUAAUUAUAAUAAUAUCUCAUGGCCGGCUUUGCGGGCUUAUCCUUAUCAUGACAAUGUUGGCGUACGAGGUGGUUCCGCUGGAGGAUUUCUCCAAAGAGUUUGGGUCCACAACAGAAUUAUCGAGUGUAUCCAUAGGAGGACAGGUGGUGAAUGUUUCUGAUGAAUUCUUUGCUGAGGCAUAUCAACUGCUCCUAGUCGAGGUUAGAACUGCACUCCGUUACGACGCCUUGAUUCAAUACAGAAGUUUACAGCCGCCCGUAAGCCUUGCUAAGCAGUAUGGACCGAACGGGGAGCUUUAUAGCGGAUGGGAAACGCGGCGACACAACCCAACUUAUGACUGGUGUACUAUCAAACUGGGAACGACAGGGAUAAUAACUGGUUUUGACAUUGACACGACUCACUUUAGUGGCAAUGAAGCACCAGAGGCUUCUGUUGACGCUGCACACGAAUUUCCAAACGAAGAAACAAUGUGGGAAGGCAUCCUUCCUAAAGUACGCCUAGGACCAUCACGCCGACAGCUUUACAAGAUACCUGCGACAGGACAGGCUACAUAUGUCAGACUUAGAAUUUAUCCAGAUGGAGGGAUCGCCCGCUUUCGCGUUUAUGGACAUAUCACGCCUGUACUUCCUGCAAAUCCUGUAGAACCCUUUGACCUCGCUCAUAUCUUCACGGGCGGCAAGGUCGUCGCUACAUCCAACGACCAUUUUGGGUCAAGCUCGAAUCUUCUUCUUCCGGGCCGAGGGAAAGAUAUGGGAGACGGAUGGGAAACCAAAAGAAGCUAUACGAAAGAUCACCAGGACUGGGUCACUAUCAAACUGGGUGUUCCAGGAUACUUGUCAACGGCAGUCAUCGAUACCAUUCAUUUCAAAGGCAACUUUCCAGAGAGUUGUGAUAUUCGGGGCAUAAACAGUCAAGACAUCGCGCCAGAUGCAAAUAGUGACGACUGGAAGAUAAUUUUAUCGCCCGUUAAAUUAGGCCCCCACCGCAUGCAUUUCUUUCGGUUGAGCAGCCCAUGCGAGCAGUACACACAUAUCAAAGUAUCAAUUUACCCUGACGGUGGCAUCAAGCGAAUCAGAAUCAUAGGCACGAUGGCGGCAAAGUAUGGGGCAGACGUGGCAGAAAUAACAACACGGGCAGACGGAAAACAUCAGACCACUCCGAUUGUUGUCGAGGAGGGUUGGGAGGUUAUUGAAGAUUGAAUAUCCAAACCAGCUACAAGUCGACUACGCAACGGAACUAUAAUGAUAACCUUUUGACAACCUCCUUUCCCCUAGAUAAACCAUGAUGAAAUAUGCAUCCGCGCUCAUAUAGCAGGUAGUCGACAUAGAAUUUGAUACCGCUUUCGACAACCCGACGAGGGAUCAGCAGUGGUGAUAAGCAAUGUAGGACACAAGGAAAGAAUUGUUCAAACUGGAGGCGAUGAAUGUGAUGUACAGGUGUUUCAGAACUUUAUACAAAUAAGUAGU